Molecule: messenger RNA, 1595 nt
Organism: Sorghum bicolor (sorghum)
Lineage: Eukaryota; Viridiplantae; Streptophyta; Magnoliopsida; Poales; Poaceae
Product: anthocyanin regulatory R-S protein
Exons: 4
Coding region: 34-1182 (382 amino acids)
Biological process (GO): regulation of DNA-templated transcription
Cellular component (GO): nucleus
Molecular function (GO): DNA-binding transcription factor activity; sequence-specific DNA binding; protein dimerization activity
Source: RefSeq, a predicted model, not a curated record
UUAAUCCCCCUCCCCUCACCCUCUCCCUCACCCAUGGCAUUGGCAUCUUCCACUCUCCCUCUCCCUCUCACCACCACCACACCUCCCUCCUCCUCCUCACAAGACAUAGCAGCCACCACCACCUCUUUCUGUGCUUACCCUCUCGCCUUCUUCGGCUUCGAGGAGAAGGCGGCGGCGAUGGAGCUGGACGAGCAGGCCUUCCUGGAGGAGAUCCUCUCCCUGCGGAGGGACGCAACCUGGGACUGCAAUGCCAUGGGGGACUUCUUCUCCCCGGCGGCCGCCAUGGACUGCUCCUUCCAGGACCGCCAGCACCAGGUGCCCACUGUCAGCGUCCUCCCCACCUUCACCGCCUCCUACGCGCAGCCACAGCCGCAGCCGACGGCGGCGCCCGGCUUCGACUGCCUCAGCGAGGUCUACGGCGCCGCCGCGGCGUUCGGUGGACCCAAUGCAGGCGACUACGGCGGCGAGAUGGGGUUCCUUGACGUCGUCGAGCCCAAGGCGGCGGCGGCGGACGGCGUCGGCGUCGGCGGCGCCGCCGCGGGCCUCGAGGUCUGCAAGGUGGAGCCCGUCCUGGCGGAGAGCGGCGGCGCGUUCGGCCCCGGCCCCGGCCUCGGCGCCGCGCCGACGCCAGCCCCGGCGUCCAAGAAGAAGAGGGUCGAGGGGAUGCCGUCCAAGAACCUGAUGGCCGAGCGCCGCCGCCGCAAGCGCCUCAACGACCGCCUCUCCAUGCUGCGCUCCGUCGUGCCCAAGAUCAGCAAGAUGGACCGGACGUCGAUCCUGGGCGACACGAUCGACUACAUGAAGGAGCUGCUGGAGAGGAUCAAGCUGCUGCAGGAGGAGAUCGAGGAGCAGCAGCAGGAGGCGCCGGGCAUGCUCAGCGUCUGCCGGGAGCUCAACCCCAUCGAGAUGGUGGCCAGGAACAUCCCCAAGUUCGACGUGGAGCGGAAGGAGGGCGGCGACACCCGGGUGGAGAUCUACUGCGCCGCCAAGCCGGGGCUGCUGCUGUCCACGGUGAGCACGCUGGACACGCUAGGGCUCGACAUCCAGCAGUGCGUCAUCAGCUGCUUCAACGACUUCGGCAUGCACGCAUCCUGCUCCGAGAUGCAGAGGGACAUGAUCAGCGCGGAGGCGAUAAAGCAGGAGCUGUUCAAUAACGCUGGCUAUAGCGGACGCUGCUUGUAGAGGGCAUGGCGUGGCUGGAGGAGGAAGAAGAAGAGGAGGAGCAGGAGGCAGCAAUAAAUUAAAGCUUAAGCAGCGCUAGUAGCAAGGAGCAGCAGUUUAGUAGUAUGAGUUCAGGUCCAGUAGCGGAAAAGGCAGGCAAGGCAGAGGCCGGCAAAGAUUUGGGAGGCCUUUUUGCAAUCCAUCUCCCCAUCAUAACCCAGAAUCCAUCUAUCCAUGUUAGCAGUGUGUGUCGUCCGUCCGUCCUAGCAUCGUGCAGGAUGCAAAGGUUGCCCUGUGCUGCUGAAUCUUUCUCCUAUAUUUAAUUAACAAGAGCAAAGCUCGCUGCCUUUCUUCUAAUGAUUGAUCAGAAUGCCUUUCGCGAUUCCUUGUCUUUCUGGAUAUACUAUAUCUAUAUCUAUAUAUAAUGUUCUUCA